AUGGCAAAACUCACUGAUGAUGCCGACGAAACGUUUAAGAAGGUCCAAGUCCACUGUCUGGUGCUGGGAAUCAUGACAACUACUAUGGCAGACGACUUCGGACUAGAGACUUGCCUGCCGGAAGCCUUGACCGAAGUUGCCGAUAAGCGACCAAAGGAUCCCAUCGCCUAUAUUGCUCUUUGGCUGCGCAACUAUGCAGUUGCCGUGAGGCCUGCAGCAGUCUAG
This is a messenger RNA of Protopolystoma xenopodis, 225 nucleotides long. The record is from the annotation of a GenBank genome assembly. NCBI's taxonomy places the organism in Eukaryota, Metazoa, Platyhelminthes, Monogenea, Polystomatidea, Polystomatidae.